GGGGGCGCUCCCGGGGGCGGCGGUUGCCCGGAUGGGCCGUUAGUCGGAGAGCAGCCGCGGAGUGAGCGAGGGAGACGGGAGGAGCCGAACCCGGCGCCAUCCGCCGCCAUCCGCCCCCACCCCACCGCCAUCCCGUACCGGGGAGCCCCUAGGCACCGGUCCCGGGCCUCCGUGCACCCGGCCAGAGGGUAGAGACUAAAGUACUUGAAGUCUGACUCACAGGCUCCGGCACGUUUUGGGGGAGGUGCCUGCAGGACCCAACGUACUCAAUGAGCUUCCAGCGCAAUGUCCGAUCGCUCGGGGCCGACUGCCAAGGGGAAGGAUGGAAAGAAGUAUUCCUCGCUCAACCUGUUUGAUACGUAUAAGGGCAAGUCCUUAGAGAUCCAGAAACCCGCUGUUGCCCCUCGCCAUGGCCUGCAAAGUCUUGGGAAAGUUGCAAUUGCCCGGCGUAUGCCACCCCCAGCCAACCUUCCAAGCCUGAAAGCCGAGAACAAAGGCAAUGAUCCCAACGUCUCACUAGUGCCGAAAGACGGGACAGGAUGGGCAAGCAAACAGGAGCAGUCCGACCCCAAGAGUUCCGAUGCCUCAACCGCUCAGCCGCCGGAAUCGCAGCCACUGCCGGCUUCACAGACGCCUGCCUCCAACCAGCCGAAACGACCCCCAGCAACCCCCGAGAACACUCCUUCGGUUCCAAGCGGGGUAAAGUCCUGGGCACAAGCCAGCGUCACCCAUGGAGCACACGGAGAUGGUGGAAGGGCAUCAAGCCUACUGUCACGAUUCUCUCGAGAGGAAUUUCCGACCCUGCAGGCGGCUGGAGACCAGGACAAGGCUGCCAAGGAAAGGGACUCUGCCGAACAGUCGUCUGGGCCCGGACCAAGCCUCCGCCCCCAAAAUUCUACAACUUGGAGGGACGGAGGUGGGCGUGGCCCUGAUGAGCUGGAGGGCCCGGACUCCAAACUGCAUCAUGGCCAUGACUCCCGGGGUGGGUUGCAACCUUCAGGCCCACCUCAGUUCCCUCCCUACCGCGGAAUGAUGCCGCCAUUCAUGUACCCCCCAUAUCUUCCAUUCCCUCCACCCUAUGGACCCCAGGGACCUUACCGAUAUCCCACUCCUGAUGGGCCCAGUCGUUUUCCCCGUGUGUCAGGCCCCCGGGGCUCAGGGCCACCAAUGCGCCUGGUAGAGCCUGUUGGUCGGCCUUCCAUUCUUAAAGAGGAUAAUCUCAAAGAGUUUGACCAAUUGGACCAGGAAAAUGAUGAUGGUUGGGCAGGGGCUCAUGAGGAGGUCGACUACACUGAAAAGCUGAAGUUCAGUGACGAGGAAGAUGGGCGCGACUCGGAUGAAGAGGGAGUUGAGGGCCACAAGGACACCCAAUCAGUUGCUGGUGAGGAACGGCCCCCUGAAGCAGAUGGCAAAAAGGGCAACUCCCCCAGCAGCGAACCGCCCCCUCCCAAGACGGCCUGGGCAGAAACCUCUCGGCCUUCAGAGACAGAGCCAGGGCCUUCUGCCCCAAAGCCUCCCCCACCCCCACCUCACAGGGGCCCCACCGGGAAUUGGGGCCCCCCUGGGGACUACCCAGAUCGUGGGGGCCCUCCCUGCAAGCCCCCUGCACCCGAAGAUGAGGAUGAGGCGUGGCGGCAGAGACGGAAGCAGUCAUCAUCUGAGAUCUCCCUGGCUGUGGAGCGGGCCCGGCGCCGACGGGAAGAGGAGGAACGCCGCAUGCAGGAAGAGCGCAGGGCAGCUUGUGCUGAGAAGCUCAAGCGGCUGGAUGAGAAGUUUGGGGCACCUGAUAAGCGACUCAAGGCAGAGCCUGCUGCCCCUCCUGCUGCCUCACCUACCCCAGCUCCACCUCCUGCAGUCCCCAAAGAAACCCCCACGCCUCCGGUUCCACCAGCACCAGCCUCAACACCAGAGAAAGAACCUGAAGAGCCAGUGCUGGCUCCUGCCCAGUCCACCCCCACCUGCACUGUGGCUCCAGCUCCCACCCUCAUGAGUGGUGGUGGCAGCAGCAGUAGUCCCAGCAGUGGUAGCUUCGAAGGCAUCCCAGUGGAAUCCCAAUUGCCCUCAAAAGAGGGUACUGAACCACAAGAAGAGGUUCCUCCUCCAGCUACACCCCCGACUCCGAAAUUGGAACCCAAGGGUGAUGGAGUUGGCACCACUCGGCAGCCCCUCAGCCAGGGUUUGGGCUACCCCAAAUAUCAGAAAUCAUUGCCUCCUCGCUUCCAGCGACAGCAGCAGGAACAGCUCCUGAAGCAGCAACAGCAGCAACAGUGGCAGCAGCACCAACAGAGCUCUGCUCCACCUGCCCCAGUGCCCCCAUCACCACCACAGCCUGUAACCAUAGGGGCCGUGCCAGCUCCACAGGCCCCACCACCGCCCCCCAAGGCCCUGUACCCAGGUGCUCUAGGCCGGCCUCCACCCAUGCCCCCGAUGAAUUUUGAUCCCCGCUGGAUGAUGAUUCCUCCCUAUGUGGACCCUCGGCUCCUCCAGGGCCGACCCCCUCUGGACUUCUACCCUCCUGGUGUGCAUCCCUCUGGCUUAGUUCCCCGGGAGCGCUCAGAUAGCGGGGGCUCAAGCUCAGAGCCAUUUGAACGUCAUGUGCCCCCCCUUCUCCGGGAACGGGGUACCCCACCAGUGGACCCAAAAUUGGCCUGGGUAGGAGACGUCUUUGCCACCACACCUACCACCGAUCCCCGCCCACUGACAUCUCCCCUUCGCCAGGCUGCAGAUGAGGAUGACAAGGGUAUAAGGAGUGAGACCCCUCCCGGGCCUCCACCCCCACCCUAUCUGGCCAGCUACCCAGGCUUCCCUGAGAAUGGAGCUCCUGGGCCCGCAAUCUCUCGCUUUCCUCUGGAGGAAUCAGCUCCUCCAGGGCCCCGGCCGCUCCCCUGGCCCCCAAGCAAUGACGAGGCAACCAAGAUACAAGCUCCACCGCCUAAGAAGGAACCCCCCAAGGAGGAGACUCCACAGUUGACAGGGCCAGAAGUAGGACGAAAACCCUCCCGUGGGGUUGGAGGAGGCAGCCAAGGCCCUCCGCCACCACGCAGAGAGAGCCGCACAGAGACCCGGUGGGGCCCUCGACCAGGCAGCAGUCGCCGGAGCAUCCCACCUGAGGAGCCAGGGGGCCCUCCUCGCCGAGCCGGGCCUAUAAAGAAACCCUUACCACCUACAAAAGUUGAAGAGCUGCCUCCCAAGCCCCUUGAACAGGGGGAUGAAACCCCCAAAGUUCCAAAGCCAGACCCACUCAAGACAACCAAGGGGAAGGUGGGGGGGCCCAAGGAGCCCACAUCCAUUGGAAAUCUUUCCCCUGCUCCAAGGCUCCGGCGGGACUACUCCUAUGAAAGGGUGGGUCCGGCCUCUUGCCGGGGUCGGGGCCGGGGCGAGUACUUUGCCCGAGGGAGGGGUUUUCGGGGAACCUAUGGGGGACGAGGGCGGGGGGCCCGAAGCCGGGAGUUCCGCAGUUACCGAGAAUUUCGAGGAGAUGAUGGUCGGGGGGGAGGUGGGACAGGGGGACCAAAUCACCCCCCUGCACCCCGAGGCCGUACUGCCAGUGAGACGCGAAGUGAGGGUUCAGAAUAUGAAGAAAUCCCCAAGCGGCGCAGGCAGCGGGGCUCAGAAACAGGCAGUGAGACACAUGAAAGUGACCUGGCUCCCUCAGACAAGGAGGCCCCCCCACCCAAGGAGGGGGUACUUAAUCAGGCCCCUCUUGCUCCCCAACCACCAGGAGCCCCCCUUUCACCAGCCCCAGCCCGUUUCUCCACUGCCAGGGGUGGGAGAGUCUUCACUCCUAGAGGGGUACCAUCACGCCGUGGCCGAGGGGGAGGGAGGCCCCCUCCUACUGUUUGCCCAGGCUGGAGCCCUCCCACAAAGUCUCUAACCCCCAAAAAGCCUCCAGUAGGCCCUUUGCAACCAAACAAGGAGCCUUUAAAAGAAAAGCUGAUCCCAGGGCCUCUGUCCCCUUUGGCCCGGGGAGGCAAUAGUGGAGGCAGCAACAUAGGCUUGAGUGUGGAAGACAACGAUCGGCCCCGGAGGAGGCGACAUGGUAGAGCACAGCAGCAGGACAAACCACCUCGUUUCCGGAGGCUGAAACAGGAGCGAGAAAAUGCUGCUAGAGGGGCUGAGGGAAAGCCCUCUUCCCUGGCCUUGCCAGCCUCUACUUCAGGACCUGAGGAGGCCCUGGCAACAGCAGUGCCCCCACCACCUCGCCGGGCAGCUGCCAAGUCUCCUGAUCUAUCGAACCAAAACUCAGACCAAGCUAAUGAGGAAUGGGAGACUGCAUCAGAGAGCAGUGACUUUGCUAGUGAGCGUCGGGACAAGGAGGCUCCGCUAGUGCUACUGACUCCCAAGGCUGUGGGAGCUCCUGGGGGCAGUGGAAGCGGAGCUGGACCAGGCAUUUCAACUAUGCCCCGUGGAGACCUGAGUCAAAGAGCCAAGGAUUUAAGCAAGCGGAGCUUCUCCAGUCAGCGACCUGGCAUGGACCGGCAGAAUCGCCGGCCAGGCCCAGGGGGCAAGACUAGCGGCAGUGGAGGUGGCGGGGGCCCUGGGGGGAGGACCGGCCCAGGACGCGACAAGAGGAGCUGGCCCUCUCCAAAGAACCGAAGCCGACCUCCAGAGGAGCGGCCCCCGGGGCUUCCUCUGCCUCCCCCGCCCCCUAGCAGUUCUGCUGUCUUCCGCCUGGACCAAGUUAUCCACAGCAACCCUGCUGGCAUCCAACAGGCUCUGGCCCAGCUCAGCAAUCGCCAAGGGAGUGCAGCUGCACCUGGAGGGCACCCAAGGCCCAAACCUGGGCCUCCCCAAACCCCUCAGGGUCCCUCCCCUCGACUCCCAACCAGAUAUGACCCCCAAAGGGCCAACAGCAAUGGUGUUAGUACUGACCCCCACUUCGAGGAGCCAGGGCCAUUGGUGAGGGGAAUGGCCGGGACUCCCCGGGACACUGCUGGGGUUAAUCCUUUCCCCCAAAAACGGCGUGAACGGCCUCCCAGGAAACCAGAGCUGCUACAGGAGGAAUCCUUGCCAUCUUCUCAUAACUCUGGAUUCUUGGGCCCUAAAUCUGAGGGGCCAGGCCCUCGGGGAGAGACCAGAGAUGCAGGCACUGAGACCCUGACCCCUCACAUAUGGAAUCGUUUACAUUCUGCCACAAACCGGAAGAGUUACCAGCCUGGCUCCGUGGAGCCCUGGAUGGAACCCUUGAGCCCCUUUGAAGACGUGGCUGGCACUGAAAUGAGUCAAUCUGACAGUGGAGUAGACCUGAGUGGGGAUUCUCAGGUGUCAUCAGGUCCCUGCAGCCAGCGAAGUUCCCCCGAUGGAGGACUCAAGGGGGCAGCAGAGGGGCCCCCCAAACGACCUGGAGGCCCCUCACCCCUGAAUGCUGUUUCUGGUGAGGGUCCACCUGGCUCUGAACCCUCUGAACCUCCUAGGAGACGGCCAGCUGCCCCCCAUGAUGGGGACAGAAAGGAUUUGCCUCGGGAGCAGCCUCUGCCCCCUGGCCCCAUUGGCACAGAACGAUCACAGCGUAUAGACCGAGGCCCAGAGUCUGGUCUCCUCCGGUCAUCCCAUAGACCUGGCCCCCCAGUCCAGUUUGGCACCAGUGACAAGGACUCGGACUUGUGCCUGGUGGUAGGAGACAAUUUAAAAGCAGAGAAGGAGCUAACAGCGUCAGUCACUGAAACCAUCCCCAUACCCCGAGAUUGGGAGCUGCUCCCUAGUGCCUCUGCCUCUGCUGAGCCACAAUCCAAAAAUUUGGGCUCUGGACACUGUGGCCCCGAGCCCAGCUCCUCAGGCCAACGCCUAUACCCUGAGGUCUUCUAUGGCAGCCCCGGGCCACCAGGUUCUCAGGUCUCUGGGGGAUCCAUAGAUUCUCAGUUACAUCCCAACAAUGGGGGCUUCCGCCCUGGAACACCCUCACUGCACCCCUACAGGUCACAGCCCCUCUACCUACCCCCGGGCCCAGCCCCUCCCUCAGCACUGCUCUCUGGAGUAGCUCUCAAGGGCCAGUUUCUGGAUUUCUCAGCCCUGCAAGCAACAGAACUGGGGAAGUUGCCGGCUGGAAGCGUUCUCUAUCCUCCACCUUCCUUUCUCUAUUCUCCAGCUUUCUGUCCCAGCCCUUUGCCUGACCCACCCUUGCUUCAGGUACGCCAGGAUCUGCCAUCCCCCUCGGAUUUUUACUCUACUCCUUUGCAACCUGGUGGCCAAAAUGGCUUUCUCCCUUCAGGUGCCCCAGCUCAGCAGAUGCUUCUGCCCAUGGUGGACUCACAGCUGCCUGUGGUGAACUUUGGCUCUCUGCCGCCAGCGCCACCUCCUGCCCCGCCCCCCCUCUCUCUGUUACCUGUGGGCCCUGCUUUGCAACCCCCCAGCCUGACCGUGCGGCCACCACCUGCUCCUGCUCCUCGGGUGCUGCCUUCACCUGCCAGGCCCUUCCCCCCAAGCUUGGGGCGAGCAGAGCUGCACCCAGUGGAACUAAAGCCGUACCAGGAUUAUCGAAAACUAAGCAGCAACCUUGGGGGGGGACCUGGGUCAUCACGUACUUCCCCAGCUGGAAGGCCCUUCUCUGGCCUCAAUUCCCGGCUCAAGGCCCCACCUUCCACCUACAGCGGAGUCUUCCGCACCCAGCGCAUUGACCUCUACCAGCAGGCCUCCCCACCGGAUGCCCUGCGCUGGAUGCCGAAGCCUUGGGAGCGGACAGGGCCACCUUCUCGAGAAGGGCCCUCUCGACGAACAGAGGAACCUGGAUCCCGAGGGGACAAGGAGCCUGGGUUGCCCCCACCCCGCUGAGGGGGUUGUUCCCCUUGCCCCCCCCCCUGGGGCUUGUAUAUAGAUUAUAAAUAUAUAAGGGGGAAAGGGGUGGGUGGGGAGGGGUUGUGGGGCUGGAGCCUUGCUUCCCCUCCUCCCCCUUCCCCUGACCCCCUAUCCCUGGGGCCGUUUGUUAAAAAAUAAUAAUAAAAGGAUU
Messenger RNA from Chrysochloris asiatica (Cape golden mole), 6943 nucleotides. RefSeq names its product proline-rich coiled-coil 2A (gene PRRC2A). The coding region runs from base 286 to 6768 and encodes 2160 amino acids. Gene Ontology annotation, biological process: cell differentiation. The record is from RefSeq and is a predicted model, not a curated record. Lineage: Eukaryota; Metazoa; Chordata; Mammalia; Afrosoricida; Chrysochloridae. The transcript has 31 exons.